Hyaloperonospora brassicae is the source of this 750-nucleotide messenger RNA. NCBI's taxonomy places the organism in Eukaryota, Oomycota, Peronosporomycetes, Peronosporales, Peronosporaceae. The record is from the annotation of a GenBank genome assembly.
AUGUGGGAAGCCCGUCGUCGACGUGAAGAGGCCGAGGAAGAAGCUGACCGGAAGCUGCUCGACGCCGUGUGUAAGGCCUCUCUGGUGGAGUACAACGGCCGGGAGCGCGCGCUCGAGACGUUUGCGUCCGAGACGUCGCAGCAGACGCGCGCGCACGAGACGUCGUCGGUGGCUCUGCAGCGGGCAAAAGGUGAGGCCGAGCAGCGCAAACACGCCGCGAUGCAGGUCGUGAUUGACAGCAAAGCACGGGCCAAGCACAUGAGCGAGAAAGCGCGCGACGCGACGUCGCUGUACGAGCAAAAGGCCACGGAGCGGCUCGUAAAACAAGCCGAACUCGACGCGCUGAAGCUCCGCGAGGCGCAAGCAGCCGAGAUGCGCGCGAUGCAGGAGCGCACGCAAGCGGCCGUGCUCAAGCGCGCGGAAGCCGAGCAAAAGGCGCGCGAAGCUCGGGACAAGGCAGAGGCCAUGCGGUGCCGCGCAUUUCAGGCAGCGUCCACCCUUCGCGCCAACUCGCGUCGACAGAUCGAGACGCGGCUCAGUCACGAGGAGGCGCAGCGUCAGCAAGAGAUGCAGCGCAAGUUGGACGAGAUCGAGAGGGCAAAGGCGGCGGCGCACGAGAGACGGGAAGCAGCAGCCAAGAAGGCAGCGGACGCACGUCGUCGUGCAGAUGAGCUCCGAUUGCGGGCGGAGCAGGCCCGAGCGGGACUGAUGAAGCACGCGACGGCAGCAGCGCCUCCGUCUCGGGCUUAG